AUGGCCUUUGAUUCACCUGUGCGUGGCCAAGAAUGGCGAAAUUCCGCACGACCAGAGCUUCCUCUUUGGACGACCAGCUUUGACCACACUCAUUCCCAGAUUCCUAAAGCAGAACUGCCGCAGACUCUUCCCCACUCCGAUAGAACAACCUUAAAGUACACGAGUCUUGAUUCCGGUUCAGCUUAUGAACCGCCGCCAUCUCCACCGGAUUCUCUAAAGGCAGCGGCUCACCGAGUGCUACAAGAUCUCAGACCAGCUGUGCACCCUCGGCUGUACAGCGUCGCUCCCAAUCGCCAGACUCAUCAGGCUCCGAUUUGA
This is a messenger RNA of Penicillium vulpinum, 318 nucleotides long. RefSeq lists its product as uncharacterized. The record is from RefSeq and is a predicted model, not a curated record. Bases 1 to 318 code for a protein of 105 amino acids. NCBI's taxonomy places the organism in Eukaryota, Fungi, Ascomycota, Eurotiomycetes, Eurotiales, Aspergillaceae. The transcript has a single exon.